This is a messenger RNA of Ylistrum balloti, 705 nucleotides long. RefSeq names its product complement C1q tumor necrosis factor-related protein 5-like. The annotation marks the transcript as partial. NCBI's taxonomy places the organism in Eukaryota, Metazoa, Mollusca, Bivalvia, Pectinida, Pectinidae. The transcript has 4 exons. The record is from RefSeq and is a predicted model, not a curated record. Gene Ontology annotation, molecular function: protein binding.
UCAAUGGACAGAGCAUGUGUCCCAAUUACUUAUCAUCUGUUCGCUAGAUUGACCCAUAACAGACCUGGACGAGGUACCAUCAUGUCGGCGUUGUUCGUAUUCGGAUUGUUGACAUUGCUGUCCUUUGCGAGCUGCAACCAACUGGACUUGAUUCAGCGCUUGGACGAUCUUGAAAAUGAAUGGCGCCAGGCUGAAGCUGUUGUGUCACAGCAGGCUAGUGAAAUACAGUCUCUAACAGCCCAACUGCGAACCAGAGAAAUUUCUGUUGGUCAACUCAAACACAGCAUAUCAAGACGCCAAGCUACUGACCAAAUUUACGGAUUCACGGCAAGACUUAGUCAGAAAAUUGCCCACUUAAACACUCAACAGGCCAUUGUGUUUGACCAGGUACUCACCAAUGUUGGGGCAGCAUAUGAGCCAUCAACUGGCAUUUUCGUAUGUCCUUACAGUGGGUUGUACGAAUUUGCAGCAACUAUCGUUUCAAAUGGUGACCAGAAAAAUCUGGACGCUGAAAUAGUCAAGAACGGAAAUCGAUUAGCACGCCUUCAUUCGACCAUCUAUGGAUUUGACCAGGGGACACAGGUAGUCAUCGUCCAAUGUGAAGAGGGCCAGCGUGUCUGGGUACGCCAUUUUGGGACUGCUGAUACCCCCGUUUUGCCUGGUGGAUACAGCACAUUUGCCGGCCAUCUUAUCCACAUCGACUAA